Messenger RNA from Coregonus clupeaformis (lake whitefish), 2500 nucleotides. RefSeq names its product transcription factor Dp-2 (gene tfdp2). The transcript has 12 exons. Gene Ontology annotation, molecular function: RNA polymerase II transcription regulatory region sequence-specific DNA binding; DNA-binding transcription factor activity, RNA polymerase II-specific. NCBI's taxonomy places the organism in Eukaryota, Metazoa, Chordata, Actinopteri, Salmoniformes, Salmonidae. The coding region runs from base 257 to 1471 and encodes 404 amino acids. Gene Ontology annotation, biological process: regulation of transcription by RNA polymerase II; regulation of cell cycle. The record is from RefSeq and is a predicted model, not a curated record. Gene Ontology annotation, cellular component: transcription regulator complex; nucleus.
UCUAUGUCUUGCCUAGUCGUAAUGGGAUUGGUUGUGUGUCGCGGAUUAACAAACUCGCUGAGAACAGGGGAAGGGGAGGGCGGGAGGCUGUCCUGGGGGGCCAGUAAAUAGACUCACUACCUCCCCUUUCCUCUGCUCUCCUCUCUGUCCGACUGGAAGUUGCUCGCUAGCUUAAUGCCUGUGGGGGGAAGGGAAGAGUGGUCGGCUCACUCUGGUGCUGGGACUGAGAAACGGGGAGAGGGAAGGAGAGGGAGCCAUGGAGGUCCUGCUCGUUCCCCUCUGCAGAGAGACAGGCAAUUUAUCACUUGUGAUGCCGUCUAACUACAGCCCAGCAACAAAGAUCACACUAGGAGCGGUCAAUGCCAAUGUGGGGACCCAGAUGAUCAUCAGCACGGCACAGAGAGUUUCGCACACAGGGAUCCUCAUAGGUAGCCCCUUAACACACACGCCCACCAUGGUCGACCAGGGAUGCAACCAGGACGCGAACAAGUGGACCCAAGGGGCCAAGAAGCGAACGCAUGAUUUCAUUGACUCAUAUUUUUCUGACCGGGAUGGGCUGUGCUCAGAAGACUCUUCAGCCAGCAAGCGGCUGAAGAAGGGCGAUAAGAACGGGAAGGGCCUGAGGCAUUUCUCCAUGAAGGUGUGUGAGAAGGUGCAGAAGAAAGGCACCACAUCCUACAACGAGGUGGCCGACGAACUGGUGGCUGAAUUCGCCCACUCCACCACCGUCAUGGCCGCAGACUUGCAGGUGUAUGACCAGAAGAACAUCCGCAGGCGCGUGUACGACGCUCUCAACGUGCUGAUGGCCAUGAACAUCAUCUCCAAGGAGAAGAAGGAGAUCCGCUGGAUCGGCCUGCCCACCAACUCAGCCCAGGAGUGUCAAAACCUGGAGGUGGAGAAACAGAAACGCCUGAAGAGGAUCAGACAGAAGAGAACUCAGCUGGAAGAACUCAUACUGCAGCAAAUCGCCUUCAAGAACCUGGUGCAGAGAAACAAAGCCAGCGAGGCUUCCUCCCUGGCCCCUCCCCCCUCCGGCUCUGUCAUCCAGCUCCCCUUCAUCAUCCUCAACACAGACGUACGCACCGUCAUCGACUGCUCCAUCUCCAGCGACAAAUGCGAAUACCUUUUCAACUUUGACAACACCUUUGAGAUCCAUGACGACAUAGAGAUUCUGAAGCGCAUGGGGAUGUCCCUGGGCCUGGAGAGUGGGAAGUGCAGCGCAGACAAUCUCAUUGUGGCCAAGUCCCUCAUCCCCAGGUCUCUGGAGACCUACGUCAUAGGCAUGGCAAGAGGCACCAGUCAAACAAGCUCUUUCCCAGGUGACCUGGACUCCGCCUCUUUGAAUGGAAGGCGGAGCUACAGCCACAGUAGCACCGCCCUCUCCGAGUCUCGAGGCCAGACGCCCAGCUCCUUCAACGAGGAAGAGGAGGACGAUGACAAUGAUGACGACGAACCCUCUUCCCCAGAGUGACUGACGGACAGACAGACAGCUAGCCAGGCAUCAGUGAUGCACCAUACCUCUCUCUCUCUGGUACAGGACUCUCGUCUCCCACUGUUCACAGGGGGAAUGGAAGUUCUCUGGGGAUGUGGCCAGAUAUACAGGAAAUAAGCUGUCAGUCAUUCAGGUCUAUGGUACAAUAUUUUAGAAGCAUUUAUAUCUCUCUGUCUCCCUCUUAAUUUCUCCCAUGUAGUUAUUUUUGUAAAUGACUUCCAUGUCGCUUUCUGCCAAGAGGCGAUAGCUGCAUAAUCUCAACUCCCUGAAAAAUGGUCUGUUGUUUUUAGAUGGAGUGCAAUGUUUUGUAGUCGUUUUCUACUAGACGUAAGCACUAGGAGCAGUGCGGCUAUGCAUCAAAACGCUCACACUGCCUCGACACACAACAGACUCAGCGACUGAAUAGUUUUCGGGAUUAUUAAAGAUGUCUUUAUAUUUAUUUCCCUGUUACAUUGAAACAUGUCAAACGUAUAUGAAUAGUAUGUGUGUUGAUGUAGGCUAGUGGUUUUGCUUUCUGUUCCUCCUUUAACGCAACAUUUGUCUGAUCGAUGGGAUUUCUAGGCUUCUUUACAUUACUUAUGAUAGUCCUUUAUUAUUUUUGCAGUUUACUGUUAGCCAUUUGAUGCAACUGUGUGGAAAGAUACCAGCAGCAACCUUUAGCCCUGGUAUUAGCCCUACCUUGUCUAGAAACAAGGGUACCUUAUGAGUAAAUGUAGUUUUCUUUUAAGUGUGAACCAUUAUUAGUCUGUCUCUCAUCAAUGUCUUUUUUUAUAUUAUCCUUGAGCCGAUAUGUAAUGGCCUAUUCCGUUCAAUGCAUUGCACCCUCCUGAACGCGAUCUCAAUGCGUUGUCGUGACCUUUGACCCCUUGAGCUCGUUAGGCCCUACACUCAGUGGACAUUCCACUUGGGGAAACGUGUGUACUCUUUUUUUUUUAGAAGGUUCUGCUAUGUAGUUGCAGAUAUGACUGGGUCUGUAAAUAUACAUAAAUAAACAUAAUUUUGUUUAAA